AUAAAUGUACUUUUUGUGCGAGGCAGUUUAUAAUUUGGCUAGUUCUAGUUCAAGCUUUUGAGGACAAGUGACAAUUGUUUCAAUAUCCAAUUUCAGGCAGAUACUCGCUACUAAGAAAUACAAAAAAUUGAAAUUGCUGGUUGAUUUAAAUCGAUGACUUCUUUCCUUGCCAAGAAUGCCCUUGAUUUCACUUUUGCUGCAUUCUUGGUGAUUUAUUUUCAUACAAGCUGACACGACCGUUUGAUGUCACUUGGAGCUUUAACUUUCCAAAAGUCCGUCUUGGAACUCACUUUUGAUCCACAGUCAGGACAAACUUGGAUAUAUUGAUAAAAAUUUUAUGACUUAUCCUUGACUGAAAAUUCAAAUUUAGACAACAAAAUUAGAUGUUUUCAAUGAUUCGGUGCUGCGUUAUCUUUGGCCAAAUGAGGCGUCAUUUGACAGGCAGCGCAUUCACUCAGCUAAUUGGUCAAAGCAACCUGCGCAAAAGCUCGCCAGCGGAUUUUAGGAAACUGCGUGAGCUGGUUUGCACAUUGGAGCGUUUUGGGACCUUGGGCAAUGACAUCGAGCUGACCAACAAAGAGAUCGAGGUGAACGAUGUGAUAAUGUGCCUCAAGAUGGAGGAGUACAGUAAGGGCAUCGAUGAUCCCAGCCAGUUUGUGCCGGGCUAUCACAUCUUUGAGAGAUUGGGCAAAAUCAAGGAAUCGCGUUUGUUCUUUCUGCUCAGCAAGAUGCCCAAGGGUGGCGCUCUCAAGGCACACUCUAGGUCCAUGUGCAGCACCGAUUUCCUCAUCAAGCUGACCUACGAGAAGCAUCUGUGGGUGUGUACCACGGACAAUGGCUGCAGACUGCGAAGCUUUCGCUUCUCCCAGGAGAAGCCAACUGAUACGCGAAUCGAGGGCGGCGAAUGGCAGACCAUGGAACAGUUGCGUGACUAUCGGGGCGAAGAGAACCUAAACAGACAUUUGCAUAAUGCUUUUAGCAUGUAUCCAAUGGUAGAGAAAACAACAAGUGCCGCCGCUUGGCAACACCUGAUGAAAAUUUCCUUGCUUCUCGACGGGCUACUCAGAUAUCCGCCAGUCUGGGGUAAGUACUUCUACAAUGCGCUUAAGGAGUUCUACGAGGAUGGAGCACAGUAUGUGGAGGUGCGCACAAGGCUGAAGCGUUUUUACUGCCUGGACGGGACCAAGCUGCCGGUCCAAGAAACUGUCAAGGUCUACCAGGAGCACUUGCAACGCUUCAAAGAGGACUAUCCGGACUUUAUAGACGCAAGAAUCAUCUAUUCUCCGCAGCGUCGUGCCACAGUCGAAGAGGUCCACAAGUUUGUCAAUAUGUGCAUUGAGCUUAAUAAAGAGUUUCCCAAAUUUGUGGUUGGCUUCGAUCUAAUUGGCCAGGAGGAUGUGGGUGACCCGCUUUUAAACUUUGCCGGUGAGCUGCAGAGGCUGCCGGCCCAUAUCGGUCUAUAUCUUCAUGCGGGCCAGACCAACUGGUAUGGCACACACGUGGAUGAGAAUCUCAUAGACGCUGUGCUGCUGGGUACCAAGCGCAUCGGCCACGCCUAUGCCAUCACCAAGCAUCCGCUGGUGAUGCAGCUGGUUAAGAAACUAGACAUUGCCAUAGAGGUUUGUCCCGUUUGCAGCCAGGUACUGCAACUGGGCGCCGACUAUCGCAAUCAUCCUGCUGCCUGUCUGAUUGCAAACGAUAUACCCUUUGUCAUCUCUUCCGGCAAUCCCUCGUUUUGGCGCACUUCUCCGCUCUCACACGACUUUUACAUGGCCUUUUUGGGCAUUGCGCCCAUGUACACGGACCUGAAGUUUCUGAAACGCAUCUCCAAAAACUCCAUUAAAUAUAGCUCUCUGCCCGAUGAAGAGAAGGCGCUGGCAAUGACAAAAUGGAAAAUCAAAUGGGAGAAAUGGGUGGAUAUAAUCCUAAAAACCAAAGAUCAAAUACUCGCGAAGAAAGCGGAUGAUUGCCCAACAGAUGCCUAAAAUCCCGAAUAAUUCAGUUUGUAUUCGUAAUUGUUUAAGUGAGCUCAGAAGGACGAAAAUAUUAUAUGGCAGCACAUAUAAAUUAAUAAAAUUUGUCGCUUAUC
This is a messenger RNA of Drosophila novamexicana, 2089 nucleotides long. RefSeq names its product adenosine deaminase 2 (gene Adgf-E). The transcript is spliced from 3 exons. Bases 384 to 1985 code for a protein of 533 amino acids. Gene Ontology annotation, biological process: inosine biosynthetic process; adenosine catabolic process. The record is from RefSeq and is a predicted model, not a curated record. Gene Ontology annotation, molecular function: adenosine deaminase activity. Lineage: Eukaryota; Metazoa; Arthropoda; Insecta; Diptera; Drosophilidae.